GGAAAGCUUGCGACUUUCAAACCCCAAGACUCUUCUUCUUCUUCCUCCUUCCUCUCUCUCUCUUCCUCUCUUCCUCUCUCUCUCUCUCUCUAGCCCUCUCUCUCUGUAGAUUGCUGGUCUGUUUCUCGCUCUUCGAAUCUCGCGUCUUAGGGCAAAGUCCAAAGCUUGCUGUGAUCUAUGCUAGGGGCAGUAUGCUGAUGGUAGUCGGGAGAGAUGCAAAGGUAUCAUGUUGCCAACUGCGGUAAUGCAGUAAAUAACAGUACCAUUGGUGGGCCGUCAUCUAGAGAUACUGCUCGUGCUGAAUCGCCUUCUAUAGGUUCUAACUUUUCUUUAAAUUCAAGGCGGCAAUUUCAGCUCUCACCUUACAAACUGAAGUGUGAAAAGGAACCUCUGAACUCCAGACUUGGGCCUCCCGAUUACCAUCCUCAGACUACUGAUUGCCCUGAGGAGACCCUCACAAAAGAGUAUGUUCAGUCUGGAUAUAAGGAAACUGUUGAAGGACUUGAGGAAGCCAGAGAAAUUUCACUAUCUCAAGCUCAGGUGUUUUCAAAGCCUGUUGUUCUGAAGUGCAAGGAGGCAAUAAGAAAACGAUUAAGGGCUAUUAAUGAGUCUCGAGCUCAGAAGAGGAAGGCUGGUCAAGUAUAUGGUGUACCUCUGUCUGGUUCCUUAUUGAAUAAGUCUGCUGCUUUUCCUGAACAAAGGUCAUUUGGUGAAGAUUUCAAGAAAAGAUGGAUCGAGGCUUUGUCACAACCUCACAAAAGACUGCGUUCUUUAGGUGAGCAUGUUCCUCAUGGUUAUAGGAAGAAGUCUCUUUUCGAAGUUCUCAUCAAGAAUAAUGUGCCUAUUCUGAGAGCUACUUGGUUCAUCAAAGUAACUUACCUUAAUCAGGUCCGCCCAGGCUCUGCUGUUAUUUCUUCUGGAGUUCCCGACAGAAGUCAUUUAUCACGUGCAGAGCUGUGGACGAAGGAUGUUAUUGAUUACUUGCAGAGCCUCUUGGAUGAAUUUCGCAGAAACAAUUAUAAUUCGAAUGCUCACCUUAGAGAACGAUCUCCACAGAUGCUUUAUGCUGGGCCAACGCAACAAAAAGGUGAAGCAGCAUCCUCUACUCUCGAUGCAGAUGAGCCCUCCCUACAUUUUAAGUGGUGGUAUAUGGUGCGACUGUUGCAGUGGCACCACACAGAAGGGCUGGUUCUUCCUUCUCCUAUCAUUGAUUGGGUUCUUGGCCAACUACAGGAUAAAGAGUUGUUCGAGACUUUACAAUUGCUCCUGCCUAUCAUAUAUGCUGUUAUUGAGGUUAUUGUUCUGUCUCAGACGUAUGUACGAACCCUUGUUGGAGUGGCCGUUCGUUUUAUCUGCGAACCUUCUCCAGGUGGAUCUGAUUUAGUUGAUAACUCACGGCGGGAGUACACCUGCUCUGCAGUAGUUGAGAUGCUUCGGUAUCUGAUACUUACUGUUCCUGACACGUUUGUUGCUUUGGAUUGCUUUCCAUUACCUCCUAAUGUGGUUUCUCACACGGUGAAUGAUGGGGGUUAUUUAUCCAAGGCAUCUGAAGAUGUAGCAAAGAUGGAAAUGUGUUCUGCAGAGGUAGCUUGUCUGUUCAGAAGGAAAGGUUUUGAUGCCUUUUACCAGGCUGUGUCAUUUGGGCAUGUUGUUUCAUCUAUACAAAGACAUGCAGACAAGCUGGCAAAGGUUGUUAGUUCUGGUAACCCUUCUUGUGGCUAUGCUAGAGCUGUCCAAGCCUUGGAUAAAGCUCUUGUGCAUGGUGACCUGAAGGGGACUUAUAAGUUCCUUUUUGAAGACGUUUCUGAAGAAGCUGUGGAUGGAGGAUGGAUUGCAGAAGUCAGUCCAUGCUUAAGAGCAUCUUUGAAGUGGAUUGGGAGCCUGAAGUUGUCAUUCAUUUACUCAGUAUUCUUUCUAUGUGAGUGGGCUACAUGCGAUUUUAGGAACUCUCGUACUGCUCCUCUGGCUGAUGUGAACUUCUCUGGUAGAAAAGACUUUUCUCAAGUGUAUGUUGCAGUUUUGUUUUUGAAGCUGAAAAAAAGAGACCUAGAGAAUCAAUCCCGACGAAGGAAUGACAAUGUUGGUGGUGUCACUAGUCAUAAAGGUUUAAGCCAGGAGAAUAACUUUGGGAGGACUUCCAUGUUAAACGUAUUUGAAAAUGGCAACAGUCCAGAAAAUGUAGAUAAGAAAAGUAGAAGGUUGUCUGGUGGCUUGAACAGCCCUGGUCCAUUACAUGAUAUAUUGGUGUGCUGGAUCGAUCAACACGAGGUGCCUAAAGGAGAAGGUUUUGAGCGUCUUCAACUGCUGAUAGUGGAACUCACACGCUGUGGCAUCUUCGACCCACCCUCAUAUGUAAGGCAGCUACUUAUCAGUGGAGUUAUGGGUUUGAGUGGACAUGCUGACAGGGAUAGACGAAUGCGGCACUAUCGCAUCUUGAAGCAGCUUCCAGGAGUUUUGAUUCAUGAUGCUCUGGAAGAGGCAAGAAUAGCUGAUCGGAGACAGUUUCUGGAGACUAUGCAUGUUUAUUUAAGUGAAAGACGCCUAGUGCUCCAAGAGCUUUAUGGUGAACGCAGAAAUUUAGACAACGCACAUACUUCAGCUCACAAGAAGAAGCACAAUAUUAGGAGUGGUCCGUCCCCUACAUCAGUUGAUCAGUGGAAAGCUGUAGAGUCACCAUCCAGUUCUUUUUAUCCCAAGAAAGCUGACAUUGAAGAAGUGAAUACCUUAAUUUCAAAUCUCUUGCAGUUUCCAAACUCAAUUUCUGUCCCCUUAUUCAUGGGGACCGAUGAGUCUGAAGGGAGCAUUAAGAGAACCGCUGGGUCAACAUGCAAUAAGUCAGAUAUCACAGACAGCAGUCCUGGAUGUGAAGAAUGCAGAAGAGUCAAAAAGCAGAAAUUAACUGAGGAGAGGAGUGCAUACAUCCAGGUGCACUCUCCAAUACCUUCAGAUGAUGAGGAUUUAUGGUGGGUAAGGAAGGGGCCAAAAUCUUUUGAGUCAUUGAAAGUUGAUCCUCCACUAAAAUCAACCAAGCAGGCAUCUAGAGGUAGACAGAAAGUUGUGCGUAAAACGCAAAGUCUUGCUCAGUUGGCAGCUGCUAGAAUUGAGGGCAGCCUAGGAGCUUCAACUAGCCAUGUAUGUGAUAGUAGAACAAGCUGCUCUCAUCAUGGAACUGGUGUGGAUGGAGAAAUACCCAAAUCAGUGGAUGGGAUCAGAGUUACUCACUCGUGUGACGUUAUUACUGUUGAAAGCUUAAAGCAGCUGUGUAUUGCAAAGAGGAGGGUUGUUACAGUUUGGUUGUUAGAUGUAGUUAAACAGCUGAUUGAAGAAGCUGAAAAAACUUCAGCUCAGGUUGGGCAAUUUAAUAGGAAUUUUACCUCUCUUAAUGAUCGUAGCACCUUGAAAUGGAAGCUGAGUGAGGAUGAGUUAUCAAAUAUACUGUAUCUAUUAGAUGUAUCUGAUGAUUUAGUUUCAGCAGUCAAAUUCAUCCUUUGGUUAUUGCCAAAGGCUUUUCGUACAUCCAGUAUGGCAAUUCAUAGUGGAAGAAAUGUGUUGAUGCCGCAAAGGCAGGUGGAAAGCCAUGUGUGUGAAAUACGGGAGACAUUUCUUUUAUCAUCCCUUAGAAGGUAUGAAAGCACACUUAUUGCUGCAGAUCUUAUUCCACAAGCCUUAUCUGCUUCAAUGGAUCUAGUUGCCACAGUUGCUGCCUCUAAUGCAAGGGUGUCAAAUACAUCAGCAUGGGCUUAUGCUCGAUAUUUAUUGAAGAAGUAUGGGAACGUGACCAGUGUUUUGGAGUGGCGCAAGACAUCCAAGGCAAAUCGUGACAAAAGACUGCUUGCAGAACUUGAAUCUGGACGACCCUCAGAUGGUGAGUUUGGAUUUCCUCUUGGGGUUCCAGCAGGAGUUGAUGAUCUUGAUGAUUUUCUCCGUCAGAAAAUGGGUACCGGUAGGCUGUCCAGAGUCGGUAUGAAUAUGAGAGAGAUUGUGCAGAGACGUGUUGAAGAGGCUUUUCACUUUUUCUCUGGGAAGGAGAAAAAGGUAUUUGCUGCUGGUGUGCCUAAAGGACCUUCAUUGGAAAAAGGGGAUGAUGGAUUUCAGAUAUCUGAACAGAUUGUUAUGGAGCUGAGAGAAUGCAUGAUGCAAACUGGAGGUUCUUUUCAGGAGGGUGACCCGUCUUUGGUGUCUUCUUCUAUAUCUGCUAUUAUUGGCAGUAUUGGGCCAACUCUAGCCAAAAUACCUGAUUUUACCACAGGCAGUAGCUGUAAAAACUCUCCAUCUUCGACAAGCUCACUGAAUGUUGCAAGGCAAAUUUUGCGCAUCAAUAUAACAUGCCUAUGCCUCCUUAGGGAUUUUCUUGGUGAGCGUCAAAGCAGAGUGUUUGAGAUAGCUCUUGCAACAGAAGCAUCUUCUGCUCUUGCUGGAGUUUUCAAUCCUGGGAAGUCAUCUCGAAACCAAUAUCAGUUGUCUCCUGAAGCUCAUGAUUCCAAUUCAAGUACUUCUAGUGUAGUUGGUAGAGCUGCAAGAGUCAUUGCUGCUGUAUCAGCUCUUAUCAUUGGAGCUGUCAUUCAAGGGAUUACUAGCCUGGAGAGGAUGGUCUCCGUCUUCAGACUGAAGGAGAGCAUUGAUGUGGUUCAAUUUAUGAGGAGCAUAAGAUCAAACUCGAAUGGUAGUAUCCGAUCUCCUGGGACUUUCAAAGUAGAGAGUCCAAUUGAAGGUCAUGUUCAUUGGUUCCGUCUGCUUGUUGGGAACUGCAGAACAGUUUCUGAUGGAUUAGUUGUUGAACUUUUAGGGGAGCCCUCUAUUGUUGCUCUUUCAAGAAUGCAACAGACUCUACCUGUUGGCCUGGUCUUUCCACCUGCCUACGCGAUAAUGGCAUUCCUCAUGUGGAGGCCUUUCAUUCUGAGUUCGAAUCUUGCUGUGCGUGAAGACAUGCAUCAAUUGUAUCAAUCCCUGUCAGCGGCCAUGAGUGAUGCACUAAAACACCUUCCCUUCAGGGACGUUUGUUUAAGAGAUUCUGUGGGUCUGUAUGAUCUAAUAUCUGCAGAUACAAGUGAUUCUGAAUUUGCAUCCAUGCUGGAAUUGAAUGGAACUGACUUGCAUUUGAAGUCAAUUGCGUUUGUACCUCUUCGUGCUAGGCUUUUUCUUGAUGCGAUUAUUAGUUGUCGAAUACCUGCUCUUGUUACACAGGAUGAUCGGAGUCGGAUAACUGGACACGGGGUUCUGAAAGAUCGGUUUGCUGAAAACAGAACCAAACUUUUGGAUAGGAUUGUUCAUGUCUUGAAUACCCUGCAACCUGCCAAGUUUCAUUGGCAGUGGCUGGAGCUGAGGCUUCUUUUGAAUGAACAGGCUUUAAUAGACAAACUGGAGGCCCAUGAUACGACUUUAGUGGACGCUGUACGCUCUCUGGCUCCUAGCUCUGAAAGAGCUGCUGUCUCUGAGAACGAGAAUACUUUAAUUGAGAUCAUUCUUACAAGGUUACUUGUGAGACCAGAUGCUGCUCCCCUUUUCUCUGAGGUGGUUCAUCUUUUUGGGAGAUCAUUGCAGGACUCCAUGCUGUUGCUCACAAAGUGGUUUCUUGAAGGCCAUGAUGUUCUUUUUGGACGGAAGACAAUUAGGCAACGUCUUAUGAACAUUGCUGAGAGUAAAGGUUUUUCAACCAAGUCCCAGAUUUGGAAGCAUUGGGGUUGGUCAACCUCAGGUGUGGGUACCAUUGCCAACAAUGAUAAAAAGAAGCACGAAGUUGCCUCUAUUGAGGAAGGAGAAGUCGUUGAAGAGGGUGUGGAUCCAAAAAAAUUCAGUAAAGGGUCGAUACAAGUGCAGCUUGAUGCUGAAGGUUAUAGUUCUAGGAGCAUGCAGCAGUUUGCGACUGAAAAGGCCCUUAUUGAACUUGUUCUCCCUUGUAUUGAUCAAAGCUCUGAUGAAUCGCGCAAUACUUUUGCUAGUGAUUUGAUCAAGCAGUUGAAUGCUAUCGAACAACAUAUAAAUGCAAUUGCUCGUGUGACAAGUAAGAACACUGGAACAACUACUUCUGGAACGGAAGGUCCUGCUGGCAAGAGCAAUAACCGGAAAGGUAUGAGAGGUGGCAGUCCUGGUUUAGCCAGAAGACAAGCAGCGGCAGCUGCAGCUGCAGCAGCAGCAGCAGAUUCUGCCCCUCCUCCUGCUGCUUUGCGAGCAUCCAUUUCAUUGCGGUUGCAUUUCCUUCUGAGAUUGCUUCCCAUUAUUUGUGCAGACAGGGAGCCAUUAGGACGGAACAUGAGGCACAUGCUUGCCUCUGUAAUACUUCGCCUCCUUGGGAAUCAACUUGUUUAUGAUUAUGCAGACCUGGCCAUCCAUCCUCUGCAGACUUCACAAUGCAAAAGAGAGGGGGACUUGCCAGUGGAAGCUCCUGGUCAUAAUGCUCCUUCAAACUUUUUGGGCGACACGCUUUUUGAUAGAUUACUGCUAGUCUUGCAUGGGUUGUUGAGCAGCUCUCAGCCCAGUUGGCUGAAGCCAAAGCCCACCUUGAAGUCAGCACCUGAAUAUAUCAAGGACUUCGCUGGAAUAGAUAAGGAAGCCGCUGAUAAUUUGCUGAAUGAAUUGGACAAUAUGCAACUUCCUGACAAAAUUCGAUGGCGAAUCCAAGCUGCAAUGCCUAUCCUCCUACCUUCUCUCCGGUGCUUUGUCUCAUGCCAACCCCCUUCUGUGCCAGCUGCUGCUCUCACUACGGUGCAAUCGACCAUCUCACUUCCAGGAGCAUCGUCAGGAAAUUUGAAUCUGUUGCAGAGGAAUACAGUUUCUUCUGCUAGAUCUUCUGCUACCACAACUGGAAAGUCCAGGCCGGUGGCACUGCAGCAGGACUACAAUAUGGAAGUUGAUGCCUGGACACUCCUUGAAGAUGGUGUAGGCGGGGGCCCAUCUUCAAGCGGCACCGCUGGUAUAGGCGGCGCUGACAAUGCUAAUCUUCGAGCUGCCAGCUGGCUGAAGGGGGCCAUGAGGGUUAGGAGGGCAGAUCUGAUGUAUGUUGGUGCUGUGGACGAUGACAGCUGAUUAAGCUUAAGAAAAUAUUCUUGGGAUGGAUCUUGUCAGGGCACACCCUGAAGAAGGUAAUCUUGCGAAUGCAUGGUUUCUCGCUCAAUCUAAGUCGAGAUUACCUUGGAAAAUGCACCUCGGCCGUCGCGCGGAGGCUGUCGAGAGGUAAAUGAUUUUUUGGCGCAUGCUUUGCUUGUAAAAGAUGGAAGAAGCGAGGAAAUCUGCACAUGCAGCCCCCAUCAUAUCAGGUCUCGAGACUGAUUUCGUUCUGCUAACCCUUUGAUUACUUCCCGUCUGGAUGGAGCCCUUGUGGGUGCGGUUCAGAGGUCUGUUGUAUAUAUAGAGAUUAAUUGUUUCACUUAUUUUAGUUGAGCCCGAGUAAAUCAAAACAGAGUUUUGAGCUGCUUCAUGCUCGUAGAUCUCUUGUUGUAUCUCCUCUCCUGCUUUGUCUCCUCAAUAUUUUGUCAAGUCCUUGUUUUACAUAAGCUUUUCUAGAUCAAGCUGUCCAUAGGGAGAUUUCGAAGCUGUAAACUGGGAAAUUGCAGGAUAUUUAUGUGGCAAACGAUGGUGGUAGUAACUGAAAUAAUCUGUCGCGCCUCAUGGUUUUUCCUCAUUCAAGUAUGUCAGUUGACAUUUUCCUCUUUAA
This is a messenger RNA of Eucalyptus grandis, 7651 nucleotides long. Its product is annotated as mediator of RNA polymerase II transcription subunit 12. The record is from RefSeq and is a predicted model, not a curated record. Gene Ontology annotation, cellular component: mediator complex. Gene Ontology annotation, biological process: regulation of transcription by RNA polymerase II. NCBI's taxonomy places the organism in Eukaryota, Viridiplantae, Streptophyta, Magnoliopsida, Myrtales, Myrtaceae. Gene Ontology annotation, molecular function: transcription coregulator activity.